Molecule: messenger RNA, 1215 nt
Organism: Amphimedon queenslandica
Lineage: Eukaryota; Metazoa; Porifera; Demospongiae; Haplosclerida; Niphatidae
Product: TNF receptor-associated factor 4-like
Exons: 1
Coding region: 1-1215 (404 amino acids)
Biological process (GO): regulation of canonical NF-kappaB signal transduction; signal transduction; regulation of apoptotic process
Cellular component (GO): plasma membrane signaling receptor complex
Molecular function (GO): zinc ion binding; protein binding
Source: RefSeq, a predicted model, not a curated record
AUGGCUACAUGUGAUGACUAUGGAGGUGGAUAUGACUUUAAGUUUGUUGAUGGUGAUCCUCCAGAUGAGUAUCAAUGCCACAUCUGUACACUGGUAGCACAGGAUCCUCAACAAGUUACCUGCUGCUACAAUAUAUACUGUAAGAGCUGUCUGGAUACACUAAAAGAGAAGGGCCAAGGGUUUAUCUGCCCAACUUGUCGUAGCUCACUAGAAGGAAAGUACUUUAAAGAUGGAAGAGUAGAAAGGGGAAUAAAGUCACUUAAGGUUUAUUGCACUAACACUGAUAGUGGGUGCCAAUGGAUGGGGACUAUUAAUGAUAUUGAUACUCAUCUUAUUAAUAGUUGUACCUAUCAACUGGUACCUUGUACUAAUGAGUGUGGAGAGAUGAUUAGGAGAAGUUCACUGAAGACACAUCUGACAGACAACUGUACUAAACAAAUGGUUAACUGUCAGUAUUGCAAGCGAAAAGGACUGUGGAAGUUGAUAGCAAGUGAAAGCCAUCUUGAUGAGUGUCCUGACCUCUUAAUCCAAUGUAGUAAUGAAGGUUGCAAUAAGAAGAUAUUGAGACGUUCACGAGCAUCACACAAUGAGACCUGCCCUAAAGCUAUUGUACCAUGUGAAUACAAUACUGUUGGAUGUGAAAAGAGAAUGAAGAGAGAAGAACAAGAGAAGCACAAUGAAGAAUCGAUGAAACAGCAUCUGAAGGCAGCAGUGAAGAAGAUUGAGGUACUACUUCCAACCAACCAACUCUUUAAGCUAAAUGAAUACACAGAACUGAAAGAAGAAGAAGAGGAUUGGUACAGUCCAGGCUUCUAUACAUCACCAGGAGGAUAUAAGGUGUCAUUAAAUGUUGUUGCUAAUGGAUGUGAUGAUGGUGAAGACACACAUGUCUCAUGCUACAUAUGUCUCAUGGCAGGAGAAUAUGAUGAUAUAUUGGAGUGGCCAUUUCAAGGAGAAGUUACAGUAGAGCUACUGAAUCAACUGGAGGAUAAGAAUCAUUGUAAGUUGUCUGUACCAUUUGAUGAGUCAACACCAGAUAGAUAUAAGCAAAGAGUAAGGGAAGGUAGAAACACAGUAGGAAUGGGUCGUCAGAAAUUUAUACCACAUGAAGAGUUAGAGUAUGAUCCAGUUACUAAUUGUCAGUAUCUUAAAGAUGAUAGUCUGUACUUCAGAGUCACUACAUCGAAGACAAAGCCAUGGCUGGCAUUAAGAUAA